Messenger RNA from Dioszegia hungarica, 1212 nucleotides. Its product is annotated as concanavalin A-like lectin/glucanase domain-containing protein. Gene Ontology annotation, molecular function: hydrolase activity, hydrolyzing O-glycosyl compounds. The transcript has 18 exons. Bases 1 to 1212 code for a protein of 403 amino acids. Gene Ontology annotation, biological process: glucan catabolic process. The record is from RefSeq and is a predicted model, not a curated record. Lineage: Eukaryota; Fungi; Basidiomycota; Tremellomycetes; Tremellales; Bulleribasidiaceae.
AUGACGCCUCUACGAGACUGGACACACCUCUUCCUCGUCUUCCUCUGCGUACUCGGCGCCCCCUCAAGUCCGAAUUUGAACGACGCAGCACCAUCAAUGGCGCCUGGGACUCUGGUGGAGAGGCAGGCGGGAAGUGCAUACAAGCUGCAGAUUGAAUACAGCGGAAAGACGUUCUUUGAUGGAUGGGACUUCUUCGACGAGCCAGAUCCGAGCAAUGGCUUGGUCAACUAUGUCAGUUCGAGUACAGCUUUCGCCCGCGGACUUGCUUUUUGGACCGCAGACGGCACUCCAGGCAUACAAGCAGAUCAUUGGACUACCCUACCAAUCGGCACUACUCGUGACUCUAUCCGUCUUACCACCCGCCAGCUCUUCUCCGGAGGGGUCUUCAUGAUCGACGUCAGGCUGAUGCCUUGGGGAUGUGGAGUGUGGCCAGCUUUCUGGACUCUAGGCUACCACGGGACGUGGCCGUUGGCCGGAGAAAUCGACAUCAUCGAGGGGAUUCAGGCGAUGAACCGGAAUCAAAUGACCAUACAUACCAAGCCCGGCUGCGUAGUCGACCAGACCCCUGGCAGAUUCAGCGGGCAGCUACUGAACCCAAUAUGCGAUCGAGCAUCAGGCGGAACAGGCUGCUCUAUCGUCUCAACCUCACCCAUAUCGUUCGGAGAGCAAUUCAACGCGCAAGGUGGCGGGGUGUUCGCCAUGCAGUGGGAUGGGGAUGGGAUUAAGAUGUGGAACUGGAUCAGGAAGGACAUCCCGGCUGAUGUCACAAGAGGUGCUCCCGUCCCAGCAGGCUGGGGACAGCCAGUCGCUGCGUGGGGCGCAGCAACAUGCAACCCGUUCGAAUACUUCAAGCCUCAGACCUUGAUCCUCAAUCUGAAUCUUUGCGGUGACUGGGCGGGUGGGCUAUACAACCAAUUUCCGUACUGUCCCGGUACAUGCGCGGAGCACAUUGCCAAUCCCGAAAACCUCAAGAACGCCAUCUGGCUCGUCAACUCCAUCCGAGUGUACCAGCCACAAGGCCAGCCUCCCAUCCCAGAGCAGGCGCCGACCAACGCGAACUUGACGGGCAGUCCGGGACCGGUCAAUAUCGUCCGACCAGUGGCGGACAACAGCGGCGCGAUGAACAGAGUGACUACGCUGGCGUCCUGGGUACCAGCGCAAGUCAUCCUUGGUCUUAGUGGGUUAUCGGUCAUAGGUCUGGCAAUUGUCUGA